Molecule: messenger RNA, 1780 nt
Organism: Nerophis lumbriciformis (worm pipefish)
Lineage: Eukaryota; Metazoa; Chordata; Actinopteri; Syngnathiformes; Syngnathidae
Source: RefSeq, a predicted model, not a curated record
GUUGUAGUCCAACAAUAAUCAGAUUUGCUUCGUUCUGAGCGAUGUCGUGUCGGAAAAACUACAAUCCCAUCAGCAAUGUCGGCACAAUACGGUUUGGGGGUUUUGGGAUUGUAGUCAUUUGGCAUACAGUAACGAUUACAAUCAACGACGUGUGCAGUGAAUUGGACUACAUUUCCCACAAUGUGGGUCGCAUAGUUAUGGCACCUCUUUACCCAAUACGAGAACCUGCGUUCGAGGCGUUGUUAAAUUCCACGGUAGAUACAUCGUUUGGACGCCAGCGCAUUCACCGAUAUGGUUGUGAGUUAGCAAUAUGGAGGAUGUCGAAACAAUUGUGCUACACGGUUCGAGUGUACAGGAAGAGGAAACGGCAGUGUCCGGUGCAGAUGCCGAUAAAACAAAAGCGGAGUUUGUUUGGACCCUGCUGGCCACCUGGCACCUGGUCAACAUCCGACUAGAAAUGGACCAGGCUUUCGAGCAGCCCGUGUGCAAGAAGAAGAAACUGUGGGAGGCGGUGGCGGAGAAGGUGAACGCUCAGCUGAGGGAGAGGGACGGGGCGGACGUCUGGGUCAAGUCCUACGAGUGCGACCUCAAGUGGCGGAACAUGUUGACCACCUACAGGAAGAACGCCGCCAGGGCCAAAAGGCUGGGGGAGGCCAGCGUCCACUGGGAGUUCUUCAGGAGGAUGCACGAGGUCCUGGGCAAGAACCGGGAGGACAUGGACGCCCUGCGCCGGGCCAAGCUGAGCGGGACCGAGGCGGGAAAAGCCGCGGCGAGCAAGAGGUUCACGCCCAUUCUGCCUUCGCCUCCCGCCGCCUCGCCUUGCCCACCGCCGCCGCCGCGGCCUCCGCAGGACGUCCUGCAGCUGUACAUGGAGCUGCAGGAGAGGAAGCUGAACAUGUGGGCCCAGCAGAAGGCCCUGGAGGAGAGGAAGAUCGAGGCCCUCAACAACUUAGCCCAGGCCAUCUCCAGCCUGGCUCAGAGAGACUCUCAGGUGGGCAAAGAUGGCCGUUAGUUCCACACCGAGACGCUGUCGGCGAUAAACGUCAACAAGCUUUUUGAAGGCAGCGUGCUCGCUGAAAAGGAUGCUUUUCACAUCUUUCAUAAACAUUACGGUCAAAGCUUUCAGACUGAAGACGCUUUUGCGAUACUUGUUGCCAUCUAGUGGGUAAAACGUGGAACUGCAACUUGUUGAAAUCUACAUUUGGAAGCAUUAAAAGUGACUUUUGUAUUAAUAUGUGGCACCCAUGUUGAAUAUCAACUUAAUUUAUACUAUUAAUCUGACCUGUGAACACGCUACAUUUAUGCUAAUAUUGGAACCUCUGUUGCCAGAAUUUUACUACAAAAAAAAACUUUUUCUUUUUUCAGUAAUGCACUGUAAAAACCACCAUAGAUUAAAAAUAAGUUGCCAGCAUUUCAUGAUAAAAAUAACAAUGGUACCGAAUUAACAGUAAUUCAGUGUAACCACCAUCAAUUUUAUGGUAACAUCUACUUUUUUUUAAUGUAAUACACAAAAAAAGUAAGUAGAUUUUAUGGUGAAAUACUAGAAGCUCCGUCACCAUAGUGUUAUUGAUUGAUUGAGACUUUUAUUAGUAGAUUGCACAGUACAGUGCAUAUUCCGUACAAUUGACCACUAAAUGGUAACACCCCAAUAAGUUUUUCAACGUGUUUAAGUCGGGCUCCACGUUAAUCAAUUCAUGGUUACUGUAAAAUAACAGUGGUAUCCAUUUUAAAUUGACAGUUUUCUGUGCAAGAACCACUGUAAAUGUUAUGGUUAAGUUCU